Messenger RNA from Penaeus monodon (black tiger shrimp), 1129 nucleotides. RefSeq names its product calmodulin-like. The transcript has 3 exons. The coding region runs from base 160 to 600 and encodes 146 amino acids. Gene Ontology annotation, cellular component: myosin II complex. NCBI's taxonomy places the organism in Eukaryota, Metazoa, Arthropoda, Malacostraca, Decapoda, Penaeidae. The record is from RefSeq and is a predicted model, not a curated record. Gene Ontology annotation, molecular function: calcium ion binding.
CAGAUAAGGCGAUAACGAAGAUAAGGCAAGUAAUGGCUUGGGAACAUUGGCCCUCACUCCCUUAAGCUUCGAACAUCAAGAAAACAUUACUUUCCACUUGGUGAUCUUUCUCAUUGAUUUGUUUUCAUUUCCUGCGUACUUUUUAAGGUAACAGCAGACAUGCCCCGAAAACUACGGCCGGAGGAGAUGAAGGAGGCCAAGGAGUGCUUCUCGAUCUUCGCUCUGAACGGCGCCAUCCCCAUUGACAGCGUCGGAAAUGCCCUCAGGUCGAUGGCCCGGAACCCGUCCAACGCGGAGGUCAAGGCGCUGGUGCAGGAGCUCGGUAACCCGGCGGGGAUCAGCCUCGAGACUUUUGUUGGCCUGCUGGGUCGAGACUUCACUCCCGCGGAUUCUCCCGAGGAAAUUCGCGAGGCCUUCGGCGUGUUCGAUAAGGACGGCAACGGUGUUAUCUCAGCCAACGAGCUCAAGCACGUCCUCAUGACCAUGGGGGAGAAGCUGUCGCAGGAGGAGGUCGAUAUCAUGAUCCGAGAGGCGGACAUCGACGGCGACGGGCAUAUUAAAUACGAGCAGUUUGUGGAUCUCAUGACGAAGUCGUAUUAAUGGGGUGGGAUUUUUGUUUUUUUUUAUUUUUUUAUUCUAUUUUAAUUCUUCUUCUUCUUCUUCUUCUUCUUCUUCUUCUUCUUCUUCCUCUUCCUCCUUCUCUUCUUCUUCUUCUUCUUCCUCCUCUUCUUUUUUUUUUUCUUCUUCUUCUUUCUUUCUUUCUUUCUUUCCUUUUUUUAACGGUGGAGGGAGUAAGAAAAUUUCUUGGAGAUUUUAAGUGGAACUGAGUGUUGUAGAUAUGUGUGAUUUUUUUUUCUUUUUUUUUAAGAUAUAUGGAAAUUAAGUAUCAUAUUACGUGUGAUUUCUCUCUCUUUUUUCAUGAGGAUGUUAAGUAAUAAAAUGGCAUCUUAGUUGUGAGAUAAUUUAUCACAAAAAACAACAAUGUUAUUUGUAGCAUAAUGAACAAAAACAAAUAUGUAAUAGGUAUGCAAAUCAUGAACAUUGGAAAUUCAGAACACAAACGAGGGAAGGCAAGAAAAAAUAUGUCCACCGGGAUAUUGAUUAUUAAAAUAUGAUUUCUAACUAUUUU